AUGGUUAUAGAAGAUACACUCUUCAUAAUAAUUGAUAUAAGAAGUCUAAUUGGAAUUUAUUAUAAUGAUGAUCAAAUUAAGAGAAAUAAUUUUUUAUCCUUAUCAGGAAGAUCAGUUUGGGACUCUAUUAUCUCUUUUAUUCGUUUAUAUGGUUUAAGUAGUAGUCAAAGAAAAAGGACUUGUAUUUAUAUCUGUUCAUCUUCUGAUGUAAUUAUAUUAUAUAAUGGAUUUAUUUCUGAUCUUACAAAUAAUAUUAUAUCAAAUAUACUACCUAAACUUAGUAAUAUAUGUUAUAAUUAUCAGAAUAUAUCCGAGGAUGAUAUACAACUUGCUAGUGGUAUCUCUAUAUGCCUUUGUAAAAUAAACUCAGAUAGGAAAUUGCAUAGUAAAAAUAGAACAAAUAAGGAUCGUAUUUUAUUAUUUGAUGCUUCAAAUGAGAAAUCAUAUAUAAAUCAAUAUGUACUAUUGAUUAAUUCCAGUUAUGCAGCUUUAAAAUUAGAUGUAAUAAUAGAUGUAUGUAGUAUUAGUAGUAAUCCUUCAAGAUUACUAUACAAUGUUGUUGAUAUUUCUAAAGGAAUCUACAUAAAUUAUAGCUCUAUUAUAAAAAAUGUCAGUAGUAAAAUUGACGAUAAAAGUCAUAUACAAGAUGGAUUAUUACCAUUUAUAAUAUUCCAUCUUUUACCCUCAGCUGAACUUCGAGCUAAUUCCUUAAUAAACUUAUCAACAAAAUCUAGACACUCUGGUAUUUCAGUAUGUUUCUGUCAUUAUAAGAAAGUUGAAGUAGGGUUUAUUUGCUCUUCUUGUUUGGCUAUAUUUUGUUCUUUAUUUAGAGCUCCUAUAUGUGCAGCUUGUGGUGCAAGGUUUAAACGUGUUCCAAUUCAACAAAAGCCAUUAAGUUAUUUAAAUAUUGAAGAUGGAGAUGGAAUAUUUUAA
Cryptosporidium muris RN66 is the source of this 933-nucleotide messenger RNA. RefSeq lists its product as uncharacterized. Lineage: Eukaryota; Apicomplexa; Conoidasida; Eucoccidiorida; Cryptosporidiidae. Gene Ontology annotation, cellular component: transcription factor TFIIH core complex; transcription factor TFIIH holo complex. Gene Ontology annotation, biological process: nucleotide-excision repair; regulation of DNA-templated transcription. The transcript is spliced from 3 exons. The record is from RefSeq and is a predicted model, not a curated record. The coding region runs from base 1 to 933 and encodes 310 amino acids.